UCCAAAACCUCUUCCCCCUUCACUCAUACUAUCUUCCUAUAACCUCCAUCAUAUUCCUCUGUUUUUUGGUUCUUUAUAUUUAGAGAUCUCCUCUGUUUCUUCUCUCGCCUCCUCUGUUUCUCUCUUCUAUCAUCAAUAACAAAACCCAAACCGAGGAAAAACACAUAAAAACUGAAACUUUGAUGGUCGGAAACUAAUGACUCCGGUUCUCUGCGAAAUCUUGCUCUCUGGGCUCACGUUUAAAUCUGCUCUCCGCCGUAGAACCCAUCUCGUUCAAUCAUUCUCCGUCGUCUUCCUCUACUGGUUUUACAACGUUUCAUGAAUUGCUGACAACCCUCAAAUCUAAUCCUUAAAUUAAAUUAAUUUACAUCAUAUAUUAAUUAUUUUCAGACAA
Molecule: messenger RNA, 394 nt
Organism: Brassica oleracea var. oleracea
Lineage: Eukaryota; Viridiplantae; Streptophyta; Magnoliopsida; Brassicales; Brassicaceae
Exons: 1
Coding region: 197-322 (41 amino acids)
Source: RefSeq, a predicted model, not a curated record